Molecule: messenger RNA, 2283 nt
Organism: Acipenser ruthenus (sterlet)
Lineage: Eukaryota; Metazoa; Chordata; Actinopteri; Acipenseriformes; Acipenseridae
Product: tumor susceptibility gene 101 protein
Exons: 10
Coding region: 310-1491 (393 amino acids)
Biological process (GO): endosome to lysosome transport; protein transport; protein modification process
Cellular component (GO): ESCRT I complex
Molecular function (GO): ubiquitin binding
Source: RefSeq, a predicted model, not a curated record
GUGAAGUAACAACAACCAGAAACCCAUUCAGGAAGUGUUGGGCAUUCGUGUGUCGACUUCUUCCUGUUGUGUUGGUGCAGCUAAGUUCAGAGGCUGUGGAGUUUACAGAAAGGUUGUCGAAUGCGGAUUAAACAACAGAAAGUAUCCCGUUAAAAGAGAAAGAGACACAAGGCAACACUCGCUGGUCGAGAGCGGUAAGGUGUUCGGGCCGGGAGUCUGGUACACCGGGGAAUCCCGUACUGUAGAGUUCAAGAAAGCAGGUCUUGGUGCCAUUCUCCUCCGCAUCGCUUAUCAACAGCAGCCUCAACUAUGGCUGUUGUUAUCGAGAGCUCCCUCAAGAAAAUGCUCUCUAAAUACAAGUAUCGGGACUUGACAGUUCGUGAAAUCACCAAUGUGAUCUCUCAGUACAAGGACCUCAAACCUGUCAUGGAUGCUUAUGUGUUUAACGACGGCUCUACCAAAGAUCUGAUGAGUCUGACAGGAACAGUUCCAGUCAGCUACAGAGGAAACACCUACAAUAUACCGGUUUGCCUGUGGCUGCUGGAUGUUUACCCCUAUAACCCUCCGAUCUGUUUUGUGAAGCCCACCAGUGCAAUGAUGAUUAAAACUGGGAAACACGUUGAUGCUAAUGGCAAGAUCUACCUGCCCUACCUGCAUGAAUGGAAACAUCCUCAGUCGGACCUCUACGGCCUGAUCCAGGUGAUGGUUGUGGUGUUUGGAGAAGAGCCCCCAGUGUUUUCACGUCCCCAAGUGCAAUCUUCCUACCCACCGUAUCAACCCACCGGGCCCCCUAACACUUCCUAUAUGCCGGGCAUGCCUGCUGGAGUCUCUUCCUACCCAUCUGGUCACUCUGCAAACCCAAGUGGGUACCCGAGCUAUCCGUACCCUGGGGGUAACUCUUACCCCACGGCCAGCACAGCACAAAACUACAACGCCCAGACACCCAUCCCCACUGUCGGUCCCAGCCGGGAUGGCACUAUCGGAGAGGACACAAUCCGCGCCUCCCUGAUCUCAGCGGUCAGUGACAAGCUGCGGUGGCGAAUGAAGGAGGAGAUGGACCGGGCCCAGGCUGAGCUGAACGCUCUCAAGCGCACUGAAGAGGACCUCAAGACAGGCCACCAGAAACUGGAGCAGAUGAUCUCCCGCCUCGACCAGGAAGUGACCGAAGUUGAUCGGAACAUAGAUCUUCUGAAGAAAAAAGACGAGGAGCUGAGCUCCGCCCUGGAGAAGAUGACUAGCCAAUCGGAGAACAACGACAUCGAUGAUGUCAUUGUGCCGACCGCCCCCUUGUACAAGCAGAUCCUGAACCUGUAUGCAGAGGAAAACGCCAUUGAGGAUACCAUCUUCUACCUGGGGGAGGCACUGCGCAGAGGUGUCAUCGAUCUGGAGGUCUUCCUGAAGCAUGUGCGCCUCCUGUCCCGCAAACAGUUCCAGCUCCGAGCGCUGAUGCAGAAAGCCAGGAAGACUGCAGGCCUGAGUGACCUCUACUGAUCUCGGCGACAAUAUAUAUCUUGGUUUUUUUUUCUGUCGCAUUGACACGCCUCCUUUUUACCGUUUUCCUUUUCUCAUUCUGUUGUCUAAAGUUAUCUUUUUGUGCUCAUUCUUUUCUAUUCUGGAUUUUUCUGUUGAUCUGCCCCCACCGCAUGUGACAGCAAGUCCUUUACCCAGGUACUCCCGAGUGUGCCCCCACUUCACUCAGACAUGCAUAGGAAUACCAGCUCCCAGCCUCAUUAAUGCUUAAUAAUCGUACAGCCCUCAAAGUCUGGGAGGAAAUCAUCAGGUUUUCCCAAAAUCAGAAUUAAGUUGUAUUAUUUUUUAUCGUGUACAUUUUUAGAAUGUUUUUGAAGAAAUUAAGUGUUAUGUUUUUUUGUUUUUUUUCGUCUCCCUCCUAAUUGGAAAGAAAAACUCUUUACAAAGAUGUUUUUGAUGAUAUGACGACUCUUAUCUUUUUAAAUUUGAAUGAAUAUUUCCAAGAAAAAAAAACUUUCAUCUGAAAAGCAUGUGUCCUUUAGGAAUCUAGGUGAACAAGGACACUUGUCCCAACAUUGAGGUUUCCUGGCGUGUUCUGUACAAACAUGAAGAUCUCAAACUCUUACUGAAGUAUAACUUAUAUCAAUCAAGUAAAAUAUUAUGGAUUGUAUUCUUUUUUUUUAUUUUUGGUUUUUCAAUAAAAUUAGCUUUACUAAAUGCACUUUGAAUUACAUGUAAAGCAUUGGUGAAUUGGUGAAUUGGUAUAUUCAUUUAGAAAUCAUCAUUAUAAUAAAAAAAAGGUUGCAAUUCUGA